Molecule: messenger RNA, 3688 nt
Organism: Cheilinus undulatus (humphead wrasse)
Lineage: Eukaryota; Metazoa; Chordata; Actinopteri; Labriformes; Labridae
Gene: gpcpd1
Product: glycerophosphocholine phosphodiesterase 1
Exons: 20
Coding region: 401-2440 (679 amino acids)
Biological process (GO): glycerophospholipid catabolic process
Molecular function (GO): glycerophosphocholine phosphodiesterase activity; starch binding
Source: RefSeq, a predicted model, not a curated record
UUGGUAAACUUUAUUUCGUGGUUGUUGUUGGCUAACGCUAACUGAGAGAAGUAGCUUUCCUUUGUUAAAAAUCAUCAUUCACGACUAGGUUUUUUACAGUAAGAUAAACUCUAAAGCCGUGUUCAAAUCAGCGUUACUUCGUCAGCUCAGGCGUUACUUUGAUAUUCCUGGUAAAUUUUCAGUGAGGGUGAAUCUUAACACCGUUACUCUGGAUGAUAACAUUGCAGAGAUGGGUGGCGGCAGACCGGCUGGUUGCUCGAGUUUAGUGACGCUUGGACAGAUGUCUCUCCGCAGGAUGAGCAAAGCAGGUCCACUUUGAGAUCUCCAUCCGCGAGGCUGUCGAGAGCGGAAACUCUGCUGCCAAAUUCAGAAAGCUUGUUUGUGCGUCAGUUUUGUGCCCAUGUCAACUAUGGAGAGCUGUCAGGUUACUUUUGCCGUGAGAGGAGAAACAUCCCCAGGUGAGGUGAUUGCAGUUGUUGGUAGCUGUGAAGCCCUGGGAAGCUGGAGCCACCAAAAAGCUGUGAAGUUGCAUCCCAGUGGGAAUGAUGGAAACACGUGGACUACUACAAUCACAGUUCCUAAAGGAGUUGUCUCCAAGUACCGCUAUUUUAAGGGCUUUUUUCUGGAGUCAAAGAGUGCAGGUGGUCCCUGUCAAGUGAUAGUCAAUUUGUGGGAGACCCAUCAGCAGCCUCGCACGAUGAGCCCCACAGCAUCACAUCAGAAUAUCGACGAUGGACAAUUUGGAAUUCACAAUGGGCUGAAUUGUGUCGACUCUGGGUGGCUGACAUGCCAGACAGAGAUCCGCCUGCGUCUGCACUAUUCUAAGGUUUCUCCUGUGUCCAUUACCAAGAAGAAAUUCAAGAAGUCUCGCUUCAGAAUCAAGCUGACUUUAGAGGGCAUUGAAGAAGAGGAAGAUGAGGAUGAUGAGGAUGAAGAUGAGCUCAGUCCAACAUCAUGGCACAAGAUGACCACCACUCUGGAGAUCAGUAUGAUCAGUGCCAGCGGCUACAAGUCCCGCCACUCACAGCCAGAGUGUGGCUAUGCUUUGGAGCCCUCCCAGUGGACCGAGUACAGCAUCCACACCAUGGACCCUGACAACCUGGAGCUCACCUUUGAGUUCUUUGAGGAGGAUCUGAGUGAGCAUGUGGUCCAGGGGGAUGCUCAUCCAGGACAUGUGGGCACAGCUUGCCUUCUUUCAUCUUCUUUCCUGGAGAGCGGUAAAGACAACGGAGUUGCCACACUUCCUAUAAUGAGUCGAAAUUCCCGGCAGACCAUCGGAAAAGUCAGAGUUGAUUAUCUGGUGAUCCGGCCUAUCCAGGGACUGCAGUGUGACAUGAGCUCCUCCUUCACCAAAUACUGGAAGAAAAGAGGCGCUCUGAAUGUGGGUCACAGGGGAGCUGGCAGCACACAUGCAGCUAAGCACCACAGAGUUAGGGAGAACACAAUCGCCUCAUUCAAAAGUGCUGCCAAGCAUGGUGCGGCCUAUGUGGAGUUUGAUGUUCACCUUUCUAAGGAUGCUGUGCCUAUUGUAUACCAUGACCUGACAUGCUGCAUAUCCACCAAGAAGAAAAAUGACAAGACUUUGGAGCUCAUUGAAGUGCCUGUCAAAGACUUGACCUUUGAUCAGUUGCAGCUUCUGAAGCUGGCUCAUGUCACUGCGAUGAAAGAAAACAAUGACAAAGAUCUGAUGGAUGAUGAAGAUGAAAUCGAUGAGCAUCAGCCAUUCCCCUCCCUCUCUCAGAUUUUCCAAACUAUUCCUGAGCAUGUGGGCUUCAACAUUGAGCUCAAGUGGAUAUGUCAGAUGAAGGACGGGUCGUGGGACGGAAAUCUGUCAUCCUACUUCAACAUGAACACUUUCCUUGACAUCGUCCUGUCCUGUGUGUUGCAAAAAGGCGGGAAAAGACGCAUUGUCUUCUCCUGCUUUGACCCAGAUGUCUGCACCAUGGUGCGUCAGAAGCAGAACAAGUACCCCAUCCUCUUCCUGACUCAGGGGAUUUCAGAGAAGUAUCCUGAGCUGAUGGACAUUCGCUGCCAGACCACUCAGAUUGCCAUAAGUUUCGCCCAGAGUGAGAAUAUUCUGGGGAUCAGUGCCCACACCGAGGAGCUGCUAAAGAACCUCUCCUUCAUUGGGGAAGCCCAGUCUAAAGGCCUGGUGGUGUUCAGCUGGGGAGACGACAACAACGACCACGAAAACAGGAGGAGGCUAAGAGAACAGGGAAUCGAUGGGCUCAUCUAUGACAGUAUCUGUGAAGACCAAGGAGAACAGCAAAAUAUCUUCCAGGUAGAAGAGCAACACUCCCUGCAGGAGGUGAUCACAGAGGAGACUCUAAAGAGCUCCACCUGCUCCUGCUACUCCAUCCCCUGCUCCAUGGCCCCCUGCAUUGCCUCCAAGGCCCGGGCAGGCAGCGCUGAGUCCGACUCUGGUCUCAGCUCCUCGUAAACACUCCAACCUUUAAAUGGACCUCACUGCACAUAGACUCUGAAGAGGACCAAGGUGGCAAAGGGGACAUCAUAAAUAACCAUGUACUGGGAGACCAGUUUGUGUAAAAAAUCAAACAUGAAUAGGAAAUUUCUUUUCAUUCAGAUGUGAUCACGAGCUCUAAAAGCAGCUCCACUCCACUGUACUUGGAUUAUAUGUCUUUUCUAUUCACAAAGGGUUUGUUAUCUAUGCACAUUAUUGAAAUAGGUGAAUGUUUUGCCAAAACAUUAAAGCAGCCAUACAUGUUCAUAUUUUCUUUAUCUGGUGGAUAUAGGGAAGUUUAGAUGGUAGAUUAGACCCUAAAGAGUGAUGCAGAAAAGUGUCAAAAUUGGAAAUAAUAUUCAUAUUUAUUUAGCCAACUUGUCUCUGAACACUAUUACACUUAAAUUACACUUUAUAUUACACUUUACAAAUGAAACUGCUGCAAGUUGUGUGUCAUGAAGUUUAUGAUGAUGUAGAUUUAUGCUGUUUUAUCUUUUCUGUGCAUGUAGCCAUUACCUUAAGUUUUUAGAAAACUACUCAUUCAUCUUUUGAGUCAUGAGAAUCAAAGGGUUAAGUGAAUAAAAUUUGCAUGCUUCUUAUGCCGUAGUUAAAGAAGACAUGCAUUUGAGUGUGAGUGAGAGAUCACCUUUAGGAGAUAGAACAUCAUUGAUGAAUUUCUUUUUUGAAUGGACCUCCAGCUCCUGCUUAUAGACUUAAAAAGUUGUUUGUUAAUUCCAUCCUGCACACCAGGUAUAAUAUCUUUUCAUUUAAUCAACUUGACUUCAGGAAAAGCCGAAGAAUGUUUUAUCUGUAAAGUGCACAUAUAUUCUACCGCCUUAAAAGGUUUAAAAAUCUUUAGUCCUUUUUUCAAUUUUACUUUAUUGUUGCUGUUUUCAAAAAUCACCAAUACCUCACCUGUCAUGUGUAAAAAUAGCCUUGACUAGAGGUGUUUGCACAGAAUGAGCAAUUGCACUUAUUCCCCAUAAAUCCUGUGAGACCGCACAACCCCGUCGCAUCAGGCAACAUCUGGGAAACGGCAAACCAAAUCUACUCAUAGUAUUCUCUCUGUAUAUUUUUUGUGUUUCACUUGAAAAACAGAGGCAUGCAUGAUCUGUAACUCUGAAAGAAUAUCAGGGUUUUGACUUAAUCUAGUGUAAAAUAUUAAUCACCGCUUCAGGAAACAAGAGUGUACAUGGUCAUGUAAAUAAAUCCACACCUAUAUUUGUC